Knipowitschia caucasica is the source of this 981-nucleotide messenger RNA. Lineage: Eukaryota; Metazoa; Chordata; Actinopteri; Gobiiformes; Gobiidae. The record is from the annotation of a GenBank genome assembly.
AUGAUGCUGUCCGCGUCACAGCAGGUGGCCCUGGCCUUCACCGCGGUGCUCUUCACCUUCGUGGUCCUGCCCAGGAUGUUUGGAGUCGGCGGAGGAGGGAACCACGAAAAGGAUCUGCGCCUGGACUCUCGCUUCAGCCGCAAAGGCCCUGGUCCCAGCGCAGUCCGAGGUAAUCCAGUUCACAUGAAUUCACCCGGAGCCCAGUCUGCUGAAAACCUUCAGAACAUGAAGACGCUGAUGGAGCAGGAGCUGAAGUCUGACAAAUACAAGAGCAACAACAACAAGGGCUACGUGUUCACGCUCAUGCCGCUUUACGCCAUCGGGGUUGGAGUGUUCGCUGCAUACAAGUUCCUCAAGAUUAAGUCUGCGGACGACCAUGCACAGAAGGACAGGCUUGCCAAAGGGGCCAAGAAGUCUGUGGAGGCAGAGAAGCAGUUGAAUGAACUGGAGCAGAGGCUGGCUCAGACUGAGCGAAUGCUGAACUCCAUCCUCACACAGCUAGACCCGCUCACCAACUGUGUGAAGUCAGUGGCUCAGGAUCAGAAGAAUGAAAUCAUGAACCAGCUGCAGACCAUCCGACAUCUCAUGAAGAAGAGGGGAAUGGACUGCCCCCCACUCAACAUCCCAGACGGCUCUUGUGAACGCAACCUGAACAGCCUUAUUGAGUCACUGGGGGCCAAAGAGAUGCCUGUAGCCAUGCCGCCAAUCUCAGAGGAAACGCCAGCCAAGGACCUAUACCAGAAAGUGCAAGACAUGGACAAAGAAGCAACAGAGGAGCAGGACGCAUGCCAAAAAGCAACAGAGGACAAGGAGCAGGAUCCAUGCCAAAAAGCUCAAGAAUCAGACAAAAAAGCAGCUGAGGGUGAGCUCCGGGAGGAGGAGGAGCAGGUGACGGGGCUUGAGGAGGAUGUGUGUGAAGAGCACCAGGAGGAGAUGACGGUGCAAGAGUCAGGCCUGCGAAGACGAAACAGACCUGAAUGA